This is a messenger RNA of Staurois parvus, 438 nucleotides long. The record is from the annotation of a GenBank genome assembly. NCBI's taxonomy places the organism in Eukaryota, Metazoa, Chordata, Amphibia, Anura, Ranidae.
UCACCGAUCAAGGGAAAGAGCCAAAGAUGUCGGCUCGGUCAUGUGAUCAGCUGUGUCCAAUCACAGAUAAUCACUGAUCAUCAGGGCACUGAUGAUCAGUGUGGCCCCAGAAGUGCCACCUGUCAGUGUCCAUCAGUGCCAGCUGUCAGUGCUGAACAGUGCCACUUGCCAGUGCCCAUCAGUGCCACAUCAAUGCCACAUAUCAGUGCCUACCAGUGCACAUCAAUGCCACAUAUCAGUGCCUAUCUGAGCUGCCUUUCAGUGUCACCCAUCAGUACCAGUCAGUGCCACCUAUCAAUGCCAAUCAGUGCCACCUAUCAAUGCCAAUCAGUGCCACCUAUCAGUGCUGCCAAUCAGUGCCACCUAUCAGUGCCAGUCAGUGCCACCUAUCAGUGUGCAUCAGUGCCGCCUAUCAGUGCCCAUCAGUGCCACCUAUCA